AUGUUAAGCUGGUGGUCUGUUCCUGCCCGCGCCGAUCCUCCACCGCGGGACCCUGCGCCCCCACCCAAUGCGCCUGCAGCGGCGCUGGCGGAAGGUGCUGAGAAGAGCGACCCGUCCCCUAUUCAGAAUGGCACUCUAGAAGCGACCCCUGCAGCCGAGCACGUGGCAGCAGGCGCAGCGACCACUGACCCGCCACCAGCAGCAGCACCAGUCGGUGUGGGGAAGGACGAGAAGCAAGAGGCGAAGAAGGAAGGCGGAGACACAGACAAUGCCCACACCAUCCCGCCGCCCAAAGCAGCAGCAGCAGCAGCAGCAGCAGACGCCCCUCCCCCAUCUGCCGCUCGCCAAUCGCCUCUCCGCUGGUCCCUCCCAGGCACUGCCCCUCCCCCUUCUUUCUCUCUCGCCUCCUCCGCUCUCCCCUCCUCUGCUCCCCCCUCCUCCUCCCUCCCCGCCUCCUCAACCCCUUCUUCCACUCCUCAUGAAGACAUAGCCACCCCUGCAAAUGCUCCUACCGCUGCUCCCACCACUGCCCCGGCCGCUGCUUCCGCCACUGUUCCUACCGCUGCUGCUGAGGCUGCUGCCACUGGAUCUACUACACAAUCGUCUGACCACGUGGUGCUCGCUGUGCCCUCCGCACACCCAGCUAUCUCACCCCGUGCUGCUCGCACUGCUGCUGCUGCUGCUGCUGCUGAUGCCGAUGCUGCUGCCGGCGCUGCUGCUGCUGGUGGUGGCGGUGCGGGCAGCAGUGAUGGUCUAGGAGCGGACGAGGAUCCAGAAGCACAGGACUCGCUGCGACAGCCUCUGCUGCAAGCUCGCACCACAUCAGAGGCCCAGCAGGCAGAGCAGCAGGCAGAGCAGCAGGCGCAGCAGCAGCAGCAGCAGGAUGAGGAGGAGCAGAACGAGUUGCAGCGGUGGGCGGCGGCAGUGGGGUGGGGCGAGAUGAUGGGCGCAUACUCGGUGCUGCACACGGAUGACAACACCGACCUGCACCUCUUCUCCCUGCAUGUCACACGCGGCCUUGCCAUCCUGGGCCUGCUGCUCUGUGCGUACCUGAGCCCGUCCUUCCCUGCCUUCGCCCCCUCGCCCUGGCACGGGCUUUCACUAGCAGACCUGCCGCUGCCGCUGCUGCUCUACACCGUUGGCCUCUCCCUCGCCCUCGCUUACACCCAAGUGCCCAGCGUGCUGGCAGCGAGCAACAAGGUGUACAUCCGCUUCUGCAAGAUCUUUUACCUCGGAUACUUCCUCCAGGGGGGCUUCCUGCACCCCAUCGGCGACACGUCCUUUGGCGUCUCCCUUGAGAACACGCGCUUCUGCGGCAUGCUGCAGCAAGUGGCAGCAGCGUUGCUGGUGGUGGGGGUGUCGGAGGUAGCAGUGAUGAAGCUGUAUCGAGGGGCGCGGCGACCACCAGGCGUGCACCACCAUGCACUUGGCUUCCUGAUCAACUGGUGUGUGGCGCUGCUGCUGGUGCUGCUAUACGCGUCCCUCUCCUUCCUCCUCUUUGUGCCCUCCUACACCCUUUCCACCACCACCAGUAUCCACAGCAACACCACCACCAUUACCCCCACUGUCACCACCGCCAUCGCAACCACGAACCCCUUGUCGCAUCUCUCUGCGCUGCAUCAGGAUGGUCUGUGGGAGAGCGCAGAGGGGCAGCGGAGAGCGUUGCAGGGUGGCACGGAGGAUGAUGGUGGUAGCUUGGCUGUGCAUUGCGGUGUGAGGGGAAGUUUUGCUCCGGGCUGCAAUGCAGCAGGGUACAUUGACCGAGUGCUCAUGGGCCCCUCCCACAUGCUCUCCACGGCGCCUUUCCACUCGCUCCCUAUGUGCCAAAGCACGUCGCCCCUCCCCCCUGCGUGGUGCCAAGCACCCUUCGACCCCCAAGGAAUCCUCAGCACGGUGGGGGCGUGUCUGGUGGCCUUUGCAGGCCUGCACCACGGCCACCUCCUCACCUACUUCAAUACUCACUCCUGGCGUAUCUUCCGCUCGCUGCUCUUCGCAACCGUGCUGCUCGCCACAGGAGUGACGCUGAGCAUGCCAAUGCCCCUGCUCCACUCCUCCCUGCCCUCGUUCCUGCCGGAAUCCAUACUCUCAGCAUCUGUCACCCCCCUCCCAUCUCUCUCUUCCCGAGCAAGCACAUCACUCCACAUACCACCCAUGAAUUGUCCGCAUCAUUUCACUCCUCAAACCCCUGCUAUCCCCGCACCACAGACUGACGUGUACACGUCUGCGCGCCCGUUCCUCGCGCCCAUAGCAUGGCUGGGGCGCAACCCUCUCUUUGUGCUCGUGCUGGGCGUCUGUCGCCUGCUGGACCUGCUGCUAGCAGGCUUCUACGUCAACAAUGACCCCGCCAGUAACCUCGUGCGUGCCUAG
Messenger RNA from Closterium sp. Naga37s-1, 2367 nucleotides. The record is from the annotation of a GenBank genome assembly. NCBI's taxonomy places the organism in Eukaryota, Viridiplantae, Streptophyta, Zygnematophyceae, Desmidiales, Closteriaceae.